UGCCUUUCUAUCUGUCAAAUGACUUGUGAAUUUGUCAGACCGAUAGUGAAAAAUAUUAAGCGGAAAUUAUAAUUAUUGAUAUUUGAAUAUCUUUCACCAUUGAAUAACAUACAAAAUGUCGGAAAUAAAAAUAGUAGCAGCUAGUAUAGUUAACUUUCUUAAACAACAACUGGACAGUGAUACUCUGAGCGUUGAUUCCCGAGAGAGCGUGGAAGUUGGAGUACAAUGCAUUGAAACGGCGUUUGAAUUAUCACCUGAGGAACUUGCACGAGGUGUGGAUUUGCUUCAACUAGUUAGACAACAGCGCGGUGGUGCGCCACGGGUCGAUCGUGCCGAGGCCGAGAAGUUGAAGAACGAAGGUAAUGAACUCAUGAAGUCGGAGCGUCAUCGUGAGGCUCUCGAGAAAUAUUCGCGUGCUAUCGAACUGGAUCCACAAAACUCUGUGUUUUUCUGUAAUCGAGCAGCCGCUCACUUUAAGCUGGGAGAGCACGAAUCUGCAGUUGCAGAUUGCAUGGCAGCAUUAGCCUUGCAACCGAACUAUGGAAAAGCUCAUGGUCGCCUGGGGAUUGCUCUCACUGCGAUGAACCGCCAUGCGGAAGCUCAUGCUGCAUUUGCUCGAGCUGCUCAGCUUGAACCAGAUAAUGAAUCUUAUAAGCAAAAUUUGAAGCUUGCUGAGGAACGUUUGGCCCAGCGCGAUGGUGACCGCAGACUAGAUCUAGGUGGCUUGCUACAAAAUACAGCCUUAUUAAAUAUGGCAACAGAAAUGCUUGCUGACCCAAACAUGCAGAAUCUUAUAUCCGGUUUGAUGACUACCACUACUCCUAACCCUGCUAAUGGUGCGGCUGCUGGCGGUGGUGGUAUGAAUGCACUAUUAGAAGCGGGCCAAGCACUUGCACAACACAUGCAAUCGGCCAAUCCCGAUUUAGUAGAGCAGCUACGACGUCAGAUGCGCCCACCAGGCCCUGGUGACAACCAACCCCCUCCUUCACAGUAAAUUGUAAGCAAAGAAACUUCAAAACCCUUAUAUUUUCGAAGAGGUUACUACUAAUGUUGUAGCAAUAAUAGUAACCUUUUAUUUAAAAGUAAAUUGAAAAUUAUCUUUUAAAUUAUAUGUUGUGCUGUGACAAAACUAAAUUCUUACUACAACCAA
Nymphalis io (European peacock) is the source of this 1150-nucleotide messenger RNA. RefSeq names its product small glutamine-rich tetratricopeptide repeat-containing protein beta-like. Bases 116 to 994 code for a protein of 292 amino acids. Gene Ontology annotation, biological process: post-translational protein targeting to endoplasmic reticulum membrane. Gene Ontology annotation, cellular component: TRC complex; membrane. The transcript has a single exon. The record is from RefSeq and is a predicted model, not a curated record. Gene Ontology annotation, molecular function: molecular adaptor activity; protein binding. Lineage: Eukaryota; Metazoa; Arthropoda; Insecta; Lepidoptera; Nymphalidae.